AUGACAUCGUUCGGUGGCACGUUCGUUGCCGGACUGCAGAGAGGACGUGGCGGAUGUGCGACAUUCAGAGUUUCCGGUCAAACAUAUCAUACGCUGAAUCCGUUGCUACCACCGUUAAUAUCUGUUGACAACUACGACAAUUAUCGCGAACAUCCGAAUGUCGCCGAUAGCGGCGACGGCGCCACGAGACGAUAUCCGUUAGAAGUGUAUAUGAUUGAUCUUGAACAGCAGCGGGAACACGCUACCGACAGAACGUUGGACGUAACACUGUGCGAACAGCUACGACAAAUGCUACGGUCCGUAAAUCCAUACGUGUCGCGAUUCGUAACAUUUGCCACGUCUGACAAUGCCAUCGGCAACGAUCAAGUGAUCGUGUUGCCGGCCGUCGCCGCUACUACGUCGUUCGCGCCCGUUGAACCGAUUACUAUAGAACAGCAGCGACUACACGAUCGUGGCGAGGAUACACGUGAAAUGGCCGCGCUGAUGCACGCGGAAACCGCGUAUAUGGAUAGGCGUAACGGCAUCGUACAGCUACGCGAGGACGAGAGCCACGAUACUCGCGUCGAACGACGUCGACGGAUGAGCGAGCUGCAUCGAUCGUCCGAUGCGCUCCAGUAUCCGUUGAUGUUUCCGUUUGGCGACGACGCAUACACGACGGCAAUCGACGCGGCGGCAGCAGCAACGUCGGCGGGAACGGCCACUGGGUCUAACAACACCACGGUAGCCGCUGCCGACGUUGGCCGACGCAUCGCGUUUUCACCGUCGUACACCGGUUCGCCGCAGAAUCUACACCACUGCAUACAGUCAGUGUUUACAUACGUACGUGAGUACGGCAAUCCGCACGUGUUCAUUACCAUGACCUGUAAUCCAUACUGGACAGAGGUAACAAAUGCGUUGCUGUCCGGUCAACAGGUGUACGACCGGUACGAUCUGUUGUGUCGCGUAUUCCGGUUAAAGCUCGACAGACUGGUGAACGCGGUGUGCGGCAAACACGGCGUAUUUGGCGAGACACGAUGUUACUCGUACAACGUCGAGAUACAGAAAUGUGGACUACCACACGUACACAUGGUCGUGUGGCUGAAACCCGGACCGCGAUCCAAACCUACACGACAUUGUCGUAAGUUGCCGGCCGGCGGCGGCGGCGAUUGUCAACAGGAAUAUACGCUGGACAACCGCUGGGUCAUACUGUACUGUCCGCUGUUGUCACGAGCACUGAAUACGCAUGUAAACGUUGAAGCGAUUGACUUGCUGUACGUGCUCAUUUAUCUGACCAAGAUGAUAGACUCGUCGGCGAUCGGCGAGAGAUAUGCGCCAACCGCAACGAUGACAAACGUAGACGAUGAUGCGUCGCACGAUUAUGUACACGGUCGUUACUUCAGCACAGCCGAAGCCGUGUGGAGAAUAUUUGCGUUCCGCACAUACGGUAAUUGGCCGCCAGUGAUCACGCUCGACGUGCAUCUACCAGACGAGGAACGUAUUCUACUGCCAGACGACGAACGUCAGCCGUUGGUCAGCGUGCUGCCACCACAGCCGCCGGCUAUUACGUUGAUUGCGUUCUGUUAG
This is a messenger RNA of Ceratina calcarata, 1563 nucleotides long. RefSeq lists its product as uncharacterized. The record is from RefSeq and is a predicted model, not a curated record. The transcript is spliced from 3 exons. Lineage: Eukaryota; Metazoa; Arthropoda; Insecta; Hymenoptera; Apidae. Bases 1 to 1563 code for a protein of 520 amino acids.